AUGACCUCCUUUACAGAGAAAGCACACCAAACCUUCGUGAUCGGAGAUGAUCUUGCAGCGUUGGGCUCGGCUUCCAAUCCUAUCGUGAUCCAUGUUAACGAGGUUGGUACGGUGAUGAACCAGGCCGGCUUGGUUCCGUUGCCGACCCUAAGAUCAUGGCUACGCCGGGAUUCUGGGAGACGUUGA
This is a messenger RNA of Penicillium cataractarum, 186 nucleotides long. RefSeq lists its product as uncharacterized. The transcript has 2 exons. The coding region runs from base 1 to 186 and encodes 61 amino acids. NCBI's taxonomy places the organism in Eukaryota, Fungi, Ascomycota, Eurotiomycetes, Eurotiales, Aspergillaceae. The record is from RefSeq and is a predicted model, not a curated record.